AUGGAAAAUUCCAAGACUAUUUAUACACCUAUAACCACUGCUACUCGACUAGACUUGGAUGAACCUGGUUCUCCUGCAAAUGAAACCAUGUAUAGGGGUAUCAUUGGGUCUCUACUAUAUUUGACUGUUAGCAGACCUGACAUUAUGUUUAAUGUCAAUUUUUGUGCAAGGUUUCAAUCAAGUCCAAAAGAAUCUCAUUUGAAGGCUGCAAAAAGAAUUCUGAGGUAUCUCAAAGGGACUCCAAACCUGGUCCUCUUCUAUUCGUCAGGAGAUAAUUUUUACUUGGUUGGAUAUGUUGAUGCUGAUUAUGCUGGAUAUUUGGUGGAUAGAAAGAGCACAUCUGGAAUGACACAUUUUCUGGGGUCAUGCUUGAUCUCAUGGGGUACAAAGAAACAAAAUUAUGUGGCUCUAUCUACUGCAGAAGCUAAACAUGUAGUUAUUGCCUCUUGUUGCGCUCAAUUGCUCUAG
This is a messenger RNA of Lycium barbarum (goji berry), 468 nucleotides long. Its product is annotated as secreted RxLR effector protein 161-like. NCBI's taxonomy places the organism in Eukaryota, Viridiplantae, Streptophyta, Magnoliopsida, Solanales, Solanaceae. Bases 1 to 468 code for a protein of 155 amino acids. The transcript has a single exon. The record is from RefSeq and is a predicted model, not a curated record.